AUGAGCGACGAGAGGGUGAGGGCGUGGGCCCGUAUGGAUGCAUGGACUGCCUUUGUUGACGGCCACCCGCCCCUUGCCGCCCUGGCCAGGCUGGCCGACGACAAGCACAUCUUCGUGCAGCCGCUGGUGGAGCUGUGCCGGCUCAAGCUCGAGGAGAUGGCCCUCUGUGGCGACCUCGACCUGGCCCAGCUGCAGCGCGUUGCCCCCUACCUGGAACUUCUGCCGGCCGCGCUCGUGCGCCGCUUCGUGCACUCCCUGCUGGUCAAGAGCCUCACCGGCCUCUUUCCGCUGUCGUUGCUAGGGCGCCAGCAAGUUGUAGGGGAACACCAGCUGCACCUGGUCUUCCCCUACGCCGUGCUCCGCCACUGUCCCCUCGUGUGCCGUGUGGAUCACUGGCCCGACGGCUUCAUCCAAUUCGCCAUUCCCGAGAGCACCGACGGCUACUUCUGCUCGGCGUGCCUCACCAUCGCCUGCGGGGACUGCUUGUCCGAAUGUCAGGUCUGCCAAGCGCUGGUGUGCAAGAACUGCGGGACCUUCACCCAUGGCAACGUGCCCAAGCUCACGGAGCGGGAGUGGGAGAAGGCCGGGAAGCCCGUGCCGCUCGAAUUCCGGUCUGCCGACAUGUGGACCUGCAUCGGGCCAUGUGAGCCGCAGCGCACGUUCUCUUGGGCGCUGCAAGCCCAAGAAGAGUACGAGCACAAGAUCUGGGCGCACGCCAGCGAAUUCGCCGCGUGCCUGCACUGUUAUCGGUCGCUUGCGGACAGCUAUGGGAGCACGAUGCUGCGGGAGGAGAUGAACCGCCUGGAGGCCCAGAUGUUCAGUGAAUGCCAGGAAUGCUGCGAACUGGCCUGCACAACGGGAAGGUGCGCGACGAGCUGCGAGGAGUGCCACAAGGUGACUUGCCACAACUGCAGCGACGAGAUUACUCCUUGCCAGCGAUGCACGAAGGAGGCCGUUUGUGAGCACUGCCUGUUCUCCUUAGACUUCAAUCGGGAGGACGAGGCGCUGGUGUGUUGGAGCUGCUACAAGGAGACGCUCGAUUGCAAGAAGCGCGUGGCGGCCAUGGUGGCCUGGCUCGACCCCGAGAGCCUGCCGCCGGCCGUGAGAGACCGGCUAGCCGCCGGCAUCGCCCAACACGGCGGGCGCGUGGUGUGCCGACCACCACUCGCCACGGCCGACGCCAGCCAACAAGGCCCGCCCGUGACCCACGUCAUCUCGGCCGCCGAGCCCUGGCCUCGAUCCGAGCGGCCGACGCCUGUGCUGCGGCCGGAGACCGUGUUGGCCUGGCUCGCGUGCCUCGCCACCACCGCACAACACCGGUGCUGA
Molecule: messenger RNA, 1326 nt
Organism: Acanthamoeba castellanii str. Neff
Lineage: Eukaryota; Discosea; Longamoebia; Acanthamoebidae
Exons: 9
Coding region: 1-1326 (441 amino acids)
Source: RefSeq, a predicted model, not a curated record